AUGGCCCAAUCUCACUCGUCGGCUUCCCUCGACGACAACGAAAAACAAAACGAGCUGGCACUGGUUGAUCCGCAGGCGGCAGCAGAGAGACCUACAGAAUAUGCGCCCAUACGCGCAGAACACAAUGAAAAGGCGGCUGCGGACACGGCGGACAGCCAAAGUGCAAGAGGCGAUAUGUUGAGAUUGCAAUCUACCACAAGCGCAUACUCGGAAUCAAGCGCCGCCGAAUCCAACGCGGCUAAAUCUACACAGCACAAGAAGCCCUUGUACAAGCGCCUAAAUGUCCUCAAGAAGAACCCCCCGCCUGUGCCCCACGAGCGCACCGUAUGCCCAGAACACACGGCUGGAUUCUUCAGCAAACUGACGUGGCAAUGGAUGCAGCCGCUGAUGAAGGUGGGAUACAAGCGGCCGUUGGAAAAGAAUGACCUCUGGGUAGUCAAUCCAGACCGGAGCGCUGAUGUUAUGGCGGCAAAACUGGAGGAAGCUUUCAAGAGGCGGAGAGAACAAGGCGAGGAGAGCCCGCUGCUGGGUGCCUUGUAUGAUACGUUCAAGUGGGAGUUUAUCAUUGGCGGUCUAUGCCAACUCUUGGCAUCCAUCGUACAAGCCGUUGCGCCCUUUGUUCUGCGCUAUCUCAUCAACUUUGCGGUUCGGGCUUUCAAUGCCCAACGCAGAGGUGUGCCUGGGCCGAAUCUUGGUGAAGGCAUCGGUCUGGUGAUAGGAAUCACCGCCAUGCAGGUUGUGCAGAGUUUGUCCACCAAUCACUUCAUGUACCGUGGUAUGAUGAUGGGCGGAGAAUCCAGAGGCGUCCUGAUUGCACUGAUUUUCAACAAGGCCAUGAAGCUCUCGGGCAGAGCAAAGGCCGGUGGCGAGGCCAUUCUGGAAGCUCCUCCGCCGGAUAUGAAACCAGGAAGCGAGGCCCAGCUGAAAUGGUACAAGAGGAUUUUGAAGAAGAAUGAAAAGAAAAAAGGGCCCAAGUCGCCCGCUGGCGUGGCGGGUGAUGGCGAGGGCUGGGGCAACGGGCGAAUCGUCAACUUGAUGUCCACCGAUACCUAUCGAAUCGACUUGGCUAGUGGCUUCUUCCACAUGAUUUGGACUGCUCCUGUCGGUAUUCUGAUUACAACGGCUCUGCUUCUGGUCAACCUGACGUACAGCGCACUACCCGGUCUUGGUCUCAUUCUCAUUGCCAUGCCACUGCUUGGUCAAGCCGUCAAGUCGCUGUUCCGCCGAAGAAUCGUCAUCAACAAGAUCACGGACCAGCGCGUGAGCUUGACGCAGGAGAUUCUGCAGGGUGUUCGCUUUGUCAAGUACUUUGGCUGGGAAACGAGUUUCCUGGAGCGCAUCCAGGAGAUUCGGAAAAGGGAGAUUCACGGCAUCCAGAUCCUGCUUACGAUUCGAAACGCCGUGCUUUCCGUCGGCAUGUCGAUGCCCGUAUUCGCUUCCAUGGUCUCGUUCAUUACUUACUCGCAGGUCCACCCCAAUCUCGAUCCCGCGCCCAUCUUUUCGUCGCUGGCUCUCUUCAACUCGAUGCGUAUUCCUCUCAACUUUCUGCCCCUGGUUAUUGGCCAGGUCAUUGAUGCGAACGCCUCCGUCGACCGUAUUCAGGAGUUCCUUCUUGCAGAAGAAGCAGAGGAGAGCGGAAAGUGGGAUUAUGAUGCCAAGGACGCCGUGGUUCUCAAGGACGCAGACUUUACCUGGGAACGCCACCCGACACAAGACGCUGAUGAUGUACCAGGCAAGGGAGGACCACCCGGAAAGAAGCCAGAGACAAGAAAGGAGAAGCGAGAGAAAAAGGCAGCAGCUGAGGUGGUACGCGCGAGCGGAGCUACGACACCUUCGGAUGCGACAGCUGUGGAAGAAGAGAGGCCUUUUGAGAUCAAGGGACUCAAUCUCUCGUUUGGACGGAAUGAGCUGGUUGCAAUCAUUGGCGGGGUUGGUUCAGGAAAGAGUUCGCUGCUUGCAGCUCUCGCUGGUGACAUGCGCAAGACGAACGGAGAGGUCAUCUUUGGUGCCUCGCGCGCCUUUUGUCCGCAGUAUGCCUGGAUCCAGAACGCUACGGUACGGGAAAACAUCAUCUUUGGCAAGGAAUUCAACCGGAAGUGGUACGACCAAGUCGUGGAUGCUUGUGCACUCCGCGCCGAUCUCGACAUGCUGCCGCACGGCGACGCAACGGAAAUCGGAGAGCGUGGUAUCACAGUAUCUGGUGGCCAGAAGCAGCGGAUGAACAUUGCGCGGGCGAUUUACUUCAACGCGGAUAUUAUCAUCAUGGACGACCCCCUGAGUGCCGUCGAUGCACACGUCGGACGUCACAUCAUGGACAAUGCCAUUUGCGGAUUGCUCAAGAACAAGUGUCGCAUCCUGGCGACACACCAGCUGCAUGUCCUUAGCCGUUGCGAUCGAAUCAUCUGGGUGGACCAAGGACAGGUCAAGGCCGUGGAUACGUUUGACAACCUCAUGGCACAGAAUGCCGACUUUGUCCAGGUUAUGAGCACUACUGCCAAGGAAGAGGAAAAGGAAGAGGAAGACGAGGCCAACGAAGACGAGGUGGAAGGCGAGGUCAAGGCGACGAAGAAGCAGAAGAGGUCCAAGAAGCAAGCGGCGCUCAUGCAGCAGGAAGAACGAGCGACCAAGAGCGUCAGCUGGGAAGUCUGGAUUGAGUAUAUCAAAGCAGGCGGCGGUCUCUGGGUCGGCCCCCUGGUCUUCAUUCUCCUUGUGCUCUCGCAGGGCGCCAACAUUGUCACGUCGCUGUGGCUGUCUUACUGGACGUCGAACAAGUUUGGAUAUUCGCAGGGAGCCUACAUUGGAGCGUAUGCGGCUUUUGGCUUCAGCCAGGCAUUCUUCAUGUUCAUGUUCUCCUUCUCCGUGGCCAUUUUUGGAACAAGAGCCGGCAAGGUCAUGCUGCAUCGCGCCAUUACUCGAGUUCUCCGCGCACCCAUGUCCUUUUUUGACACGACACCCCUUGGACGCAUUACGAACCGCUUUAGCAAGGACAUUGACGUCAUGGACAAUACCAUUACAGACUCGAUUCGCAUGUACUUUAUGACGCUUGCCAUGAUUAUCUCUGUCUUUAUCCUCAUCAUCUCGUACUACUAUUACUACGCGAUUGCUCUGGGCCCGCUGUUUUUGUUUUUCAUGUUCUCGGCCGCGUAUUACCGAUCUUCUGCUCGCGAGGUCAAGCGGCACGAAGCCGUCUUGCGCAGUACAGUCUUCUCGCGCUUUGGCGAGGCUGUCACUGGCACUCCGACUAUCCGGGCCUAUGGACUCCAGGAGCAGUUUUCCAAGUCGGUCCGCGCAUCUGUCGACGACAUGAACAGCGCGUACUACCUUACGUUUUCCAACCAGCGGUGGCUGAGCGUGCGGCUGGACGUUGUGGGCAUUCUCCUCGUCUUCACGACGGGUAUCUUGGUGGUGACUAGCCGGUUCUCGGUCGACCCCAGUAUCGCUGGGCUGGUGCUCUCGUACAUUCUUACGAUUGUGCAGAUGAUCCAGUUCAGUGUGCGCCAGCUGGCCGAGGUGGAGAACAACAUGAACUCGACGGAGCGGAUCCAUCACUAUGGAAGCCAGCUGGAGGAGGAGGCGCCUCUACACAUGGGCGAGGUGCGACCGACGUGGCCUGAGCAUGGCGAGAUUGUGUUUGAUAAUGUGGAAAUGCGGUACCGCGAUGGGCUGCCGCUGGUGCUAAAGGGGCUCAACAUGCAUGUGUGUGCCGGAGAGCGGAUCGGCGUUGUCGGGCGGACGGGAGCGGGAAAAUCAUCCAUCAUGUCAACGCUGUUCCGACUGCAGGAGCUGUCGGGCGGGUCGAUUGUGAUUGACGGCGUGGACAUUGCCAAGGUUGGACUGCACGACCUGCGCUCCAAGCUGGCCAUUAUCCCGCAGGACCCGACGCUGUUCAAGGGCACCAUCCGAUCAAACCUCGAUCCCUUUAACCAGCACUCGGAUCUGGAGCUUUGGUCUGCGCUCCGGCAAGCGGACCUGGUGUCCAACGACCAGGCCAUGGACGAUCACUCGGGCAGGAUCCAUCUGGACAGCGUGGUUGAGGAAGAAGGGCUCAACUUUUCGCUGGGUCAGCGACAGCUCAUGGCUCUGGCACGGGCGCUUGUGCGCAACUCGCAGAUUAUUGUGUGCGAUGAGGCGACGAGUUCGGUGGAUUUUGAAACGGACGCGAAGAUUCAACAAACGAUUAUCGAGGGAUUCAGAGGCAAGACGCUUCUGUGUAUUGCCCAUCGAUUGAAGACGAUCAUCCACUACGACCGUAUCUGCGUCAUGGACGCGGGGCAAAUUGCGGAGCUGGACUCGCCACUCAAGCUAUACGACCAAGGCGGGAUUUUCAGGAGCAUGUGCGAGCGCUCAGGCAUCAAGAGGGAAGAAAUCGCGGGAGCAUAAAAGCCGGCUUGAUUGGCUGGGGCCGGAUACACGGCCCAGCGGGUGCGGGCAGGCAGGGAGAAUAUAAGCGUAAUGGCGCGGGCGGGCAUUUGCCAAGCGCGCGCACACACACACACACACACACCUCAUGUACACACACUUAGGGAAGGAUAGAUGGCCGUGUGCAUAGACAUGGCGUUUGAGGAGGGGGGAGGACAUUUUUGUUUCGG
Molecule: messenger RNA, 4589 nt
Organism: Exserohilum turcica Et28A
Lineage: Eukaryota; Fungi; Ascomycota; Dothideomycetes; Pleosporales; Pleosporaceae
Exons: 4
Coding region: 1-4380 (1459 amino acids)
Biological process (GO): transmembrane transport
Cellular component (GO): membrane
Molecular function (GO): ATP hydrolysis activity; ABC-type transporter activity; ATP binding
Source: RefSeq, a predicted model, not a curated record